AGAUCGUUUACGCUCAUCCUGCAGGCUUUGGAUCACAACAAUUUUUCUAUACCUGCAAGUAAUGAUAUAAUUGAAGAAGCAACCUACUCAGGGAUAAUUGACCCCAGUCCCGAAUGGCACACAUUGAACCAUCGGGGUCCCCGUGCUCACCUUACAUACAGGGUGCGCGUCAAAUGUGAUACUCAUUACUACAAUUCUACUUGUACAAAAUUCUGUAGGCCGCGAGACGAUAAGUUCGGCCAUUUUAUCUGUGAUGCUAAUGGUGAUAAGGAGUGUAUAGAGGGAUGGAGGGGAAAUAUUUGUGAUAUAGCUGUAUGUAAGGCCGGAUGUCAUCCACUGCAUGGAAAAUGUGAUUAUCCCGGCGAAUGCAAUUGCCGACCUGGAUGGCGAGGAGACUUUUGCGAUCAAUGCGAACCAUAUCCGGGGUGUAAACACGGCUACUGCAACGGAUCAUCGUGGCAGUGUAUUUGCGACACUAACUGGGGCGGAAUUCUUUGCGAUCAAGAUCUAAACUACUGUGGAACCCACGAACCCUGUCUGAACGGGGGUACGUGCGAGAACACCGCACCCGAUAAUUACUUGUGCACGUGCCCCGAAGGGUUUUCGGGUGCGAACUGCGAGGUGGUGGACAACCCUUGUGCACCCGCCCCCUGCCUACAUGGGGGAACCUGCAUGGAAACUGGUGGUUCCUUUAAUUGCGACUGCACGGCUGGCUGGACGGGACCCACAUGUAAUGUUGACAUUGACGAAUGUGCGUCCGCUCCAUGCCAAAACGGGGGCACCUGCGUGGAUCUGGAGGACGCCUUCAGGUGUGACUGUCCUACAGCGUGGGAAGGCGAUCUUUGUCAAUUUGAUGCUGACGAGUGCCAGAUCCAGAAUCCAUGCAUCAAUGCCAUGUCUUGCACUAACUUAGUCGGAGAUUAUCAUUGUAAAUGUCGAGUGGGUUGGAUGGGAAAAAAUUGCGAUCAAAACAUCAACGAUUGUGUCGGCCAAUGCCAGCAUGGAGCCACUUGCAUCGACCUGGUGAACGACUAUCAUUGUGCCUGUCAACCUGGAUUCACAGGAAGGGACUGCCAUACCGAUAUAGAUGAAUGCGCAUCCAAUCCUUGCAAGAAUGGCGGGGAAUGUGUAGACCAAGUCAAUGGCUACAGGUGUAUCUGCCCUGUGGGAAUCACUGGGCAUGAGUGUGAGAAUGACUACGACCAUUGCAAUCCAGAUCCGUGCCAGAAUGGGGCACCGUGCUUUAAGGCGCAAAACGACUACUACUGCCAUUGUCCAGAGGGUUGGCAAGGGAAGAACUGCAGUCAGGCAAAAAUCGUCUGCGAUAGUCCACCAUGUGAAAGUGGUAUUCAUAGUUGUGUUGUGGUAUCAGUUGGAGGAAGCAGAAGCUCGCCACCAAGUCUAUGCGGCGAACAUGGACAUUGUGUUAAUCAAGCAGGAAUUGGACACAAAUGCCAAUGCCAGCCGGGAUUCACCGGAAAAUACUGUCAUGAGAAUAUAAAUGACUGCAAAAUCAACCCUUGCGAAAAUGGUGGUACCUGUGUAGAUAAAGUAAACUCAUUCCAGUGCAUUUGCAAUGAAGGCUGGGAAGGAGCCCUCUGUAGCAUAAACUCGGAUGAUUGCGCUCCGAAUCCCUGCCGAAACAACGGGAGCUGCAUCGACAGAGUGGCGGAUUUCGAAUGCAAUUGCAAAAACGGGUGGAAAGGCAAAACGUGCACUUCAAAGGACAGCCAUUGCGAUCACACCACCUGCAAAAAUGGAGGAACCUGCCAGGACAUGGGAAGCAAUUUUGCGUGCCGUUGCCCGCCCGACUUCGAAGGCACCACUUGCCAUAUUGCCAAACAAACUGCUUGCACCUCCAAUCCAUGCUUAAAUGGAGGAACGUGUGUGAAUACUGGCGACUACUACCAGUGUAUAUGUCGGGAUGGUUUUGAAGGAAACCAUUGCCAGGAUGAUGUAAACGACUGCAGCCCGCAGCCUUGCUACAACGGGGGAAAGUGCAUUGAUGGAAUCAACUGGUUCCUGUGUGAAUGCGCCAAUGGAUUUACCGGUCCCGAUUGUCGCAUCAAUGUGAAUGAUUGCGCCUCUAAUCCGUGCGGAUACGGAGCUACUUGCAUUGACGGCAUUGGCGACUAUCAAUGCCUUUGUCCUCCGGGACGCCGUGGCCGAAACUGCAACA
Dendroctonus ponderosae (mountain pine beetle) is the source of this 2179-nucleotide messenger RNA. RefSeq names its product protein jagged-1b (gene Ser). Gene Ontology annotation, cellular component: plasma membrane; protein-containing complex. Gene Ontology annotation, biological process: establishment or maintenance of epithelial cell apical/basal polarity; multicellular organism development; heterophilic cell-cell adhesion. Lineage: Eukaryota; Metazoa; Arthropoda; Insecta; Coleoptera; Curculionidae. The record is from RefSeq and is a predicted model, not a curated record. Gene Ontology annotation, molecular function: Notch binding; calcium ion binding.